Messenger RNA from Trichoderma reesei QM6a, 1893 nucleotides. RefSeq lists its product as uncharacterized. Bases 125 to 1750 code for a protein of 541 amino acids. Gene Ontology annotation, molecular function: oxidoreductase activity, acting on the CH-CH group of donors; flavin adenine dinucleotide binding. The transcript has 3 exons. NCBI's taxonomy places the organism in Eukaryota, Fungi, Ascomycota, Sordariomycetes, Hypocreales, Hypocreaceae. The record is from RefSeq and is a predicted model, not a curated record.
GUCUCUUCAACCCCCAUUAUCUCUCUCUCUCUUUUUUUUUAGUGACAUCUCCCUGAGUUGCAUUUUCUGGGGGAUUCGGCCAGUUUGAUACCCAAAGUACCCCAUUCACCACCACCCACCAGCCAUGGCCAAGAUCUUCACGGCUGGCGACGUUGCGUCGCAUAACAAGCCCGAUAGCUUGUACAUCACCAUUGACGGCGACGUCUACGACCUGACCAAGUUUCAGGACGACCACCCUGGCGGCAAGAAGAUCCUGCAGCGCGUCGCCGGCAAGGAUGCCUCCAAGCAGUUUUGGAAAUACCACAACGAGGGCAUCCUCAAGAAGUACAAGGCCAAGCUGCAGGUCGGCUCGCUCGACACCAAGCCCAAGGAGGAGCCCAAGCCGGCGCCGGCUGCCGCGCCGGCUCCCAAGGCCGUCGUCAAGAAGGCCUCUAGCAGCAGCAGCGAGGCCGAGUCGGAGCCUCUGGAGGCCUUUGGCGACCAGAUCCCCUUUGCGGACCCCAGCUGGUACCAGAACUACCACUCGCCGUACUUCAACGAGUCGCACGUGGCCCUGCGCGCCGAGCUGCGCCAGUGGAUCGAGAGCGACAUCGAGCCGUACGUGACGGAGUGGGACGAGGCCAAGCGGGUGCCCGAGGAGAUCUACCAGGAGAUGGGCCGCCGCGGCUACCUGGCCGGCCUGCUGGGCAUCAAGUACCCGACCGAGUACGUGCCGGCGGGCAUCAAGUCGGUGCCGCCCGAGCAGUGGGACCUGUUCCACGAGAUGAUCAUCACCGACGAGCUGUCGCGGACGGGCUCGGGCGGCCUGGUCUGGAACCUCAUUGGCGGCUUCGGCAUCGGCGGGCCGCCCGUCUUCAAGUUCGGCUCACAGGCGCUCAAGGACCGCAUCGCGCCGGGGAUCCUGCGCGGCGAGAAGCGCAUCUGCCUGGCCAUCACGGAGCCCGACGCCGGCUCCGACGUGGCCAACCUGACGUGCGAGGCCAAGCUGAGCGACGACGGCAAGCACUUCAUCGUCAACGGCGAGAAGAAGUGGAUCACCAACGGCAUCUGGGCCGACUACUUCACCACCGCCGUGCGCACGGGCGGGCCCGGCAUGAACGGCGUCUCGCUGCUGCUGAUUGAGCGCGGGCCGGGCGUCACCACGCGCCGCAUGGACUGCCAGGGCGUGUGGUCGUCGGGCACCACGUACAUUACCUUUGAGGACGUCAAGGUGCCGGUUGAGAAUUUGCUUGGCAAGCAGAACCAGGGCUUCCGAGUCAUCAUGACCAACUUUAACCACGAGCGCAUGGGCAUCAUCAUCCAGUCGAUCCGCUUCGCCCGCGUCUGCUACGAGGAGUCGGUCAAGUACGCCAACAAGCGGCGCACCUUUGGCAAGAAGCUGAUUGAGCACCCGGUGAUCCGGAUGAAGCUGGCGCACAUGGCGCGGCAGAUUGAGGCGUCGUACAGCUGGCUCGAGAGCCUCGUCUACCAGUGCGAGAAGAUGGGCGAGACGGAGGCGAUGCUGCGGCUGGGCGGGCCCAUUGCCGGCCUCAAGGCGCAGUCGACCAUUACCUUUGAGUUUUGCGCGCGCGAGGCCAGCCAGAUCUUUGGCGGCCUGUCGUACUCGCGCGGCGGCCAGGGGGGCAAGGUCGAGAGGCUGUACAGGGACGUGAGGGCGUAUGCGAUCCCGGGCGGCUCCGAGGAGAUUAUGCUGGAUCUGAGCAUGAGGCAGAGCUUGAGGGUUGCCAAGGCCAUGGGGAUGAAGCUGUGAUGAUAUUGGUAGUAUAUGAGUUUGCGUUUUUGUUGGUCAUACUGGCACGAAUCAUAGAUUGAACGAGAUAAUUUGUGAUGCUUCAGCCUUGGCCUCAAUUGCUGCUACCUUUAGGUUGCAAGUCCAUGAUUGAGCCUUGAAAA